AUGAGCGCGCAACUGUCGCGCGUGCUGCGGCGCGUCGGCGUCGGCCAGCUCACGGCGACGUCCGACCACGCGUCGAACCUCGCGGCGGCGUCGCAGCUGUGCCGGCAAGCCAAGAGCGCCGGCGCCUGCCUGCUCUGCCUGCCCGAGGCCUUCUCCUUCAUCGGCGCGGCGGCCGCCGAGACCGUCGCCCAGGCGGAGCCGCUCGACGGCCCGCGGCUCGGAGCGUACCGCGCGCUCGCGCGCGAGCACGGCCUCUGGCUGAGUCUCGGGGGCUUCCACGAGGCCGGCGCGCCCGGCGGCCGCGUCUUCAACACGCACGUCGUGCUCGACGCCGCCGGCGCGACGCGCGCCGAGUACCGCAAGAUCCACCUCUUCGACGUCGACGUGCCCGACGGGCCAGUGUUGAUGGAGUCGCGGUCGACGGCGCCGGGCGCCGCGGCGUGCGUCGUCGUCGACGCGAGCGACGAGCUGGGCUUCACCUUCGGCCUCACGACCUGCUACGACCUGCGCUUCCCGGAGCUCUACGUCGCGCUCGCGCGGUCGAGCGGCUGCCACGCGAUCCUCGCGCCGAGCGCGUUCACGCGGCCGACGGGCGCCGCGCACUGGCACCUGCUGCUCCGCGCGCGCGCCGUCGAGAGCCAGGCCUACGUCCUCGCCGCGGCGCAGAGCGGGACGCACAACGAGAAGCGCGCGUCCUACGGCGCGCGGCCCGCGUCGUUCGCCGUCGCAGGCCACGCGCUGGCCGUCGACCCCUGGGGCGAGGUCGUCGGCGACUGCGGGCCCGACGCGUCGCCCGCGCUCGUCACCGUCGACAUCGACCUCGACAAGAUCGCCAAGAUCCGCGCGAAGAUGCCCAUCCAGGCCCACCGCCGCGGCGACGUCCUCGGGCUCCUCCAGGCCGACGCCGCGUGA
This is a messenger RNA of Aureococcus anophagefferens, 912 nucleotides long. RefSeq lists its product as hypothetical. The transcript has 2 exons. NCBI's taxonomy places the organism in Eukaryota, Pelagophyceae, Pelagomonadales, Pelagomonadaceae. The coding region runs from base 1 to 912 and encodes 303 amino acids. Gene Ontology annotation, molecular function: hydrolase activity, acting on carbon-nitrogen (but not peptide) bonds, in linear amides. The record is from RefSeq and is a predicted model, not a curated record.